AUGUACAGCCAGCGCUUUGGCAUCGUGCCCCGGGAGUUUAAGGGCCCCACUCCCAAGGUGGUGCUGCUGAGAGCCAAGCCUCCCCAAGGCGUCGGGGUCAAGGCACAGGAGGAGAGGAUCCUGCACAGCCAUGAGAAGCAUCUGGCUAUUUUGAAAUCCAUUAAGGAGAGUGAGUGGCAUCGCUUGAAAGCUGAGUGGGACCAACACAAUGACCGCAAGUUUUUGGACAACCUGGUUCAAGCAAAGAUCAAGGAUGCUAUGCAAGGUUUUAUCAUCAACACUGAAGAAAGACGAAAUAAAUUACGUUGCCUUUUAGCAUCAGAAGAAAAUGAGUAUUUUGCUGAAAUGCAAUUGAAAGAAGAAACAACGGAGAUGAAAAGAGAGAGAAUGAAAGAGAAAACCAGAAUGCUGAAAGAGCAAAGAGAAAAAGAGAAAGAGCUCUUUGUGACAGAAAAGCUGGACCAGCAAUUCAGGGAGGGCUGCGAGGAGCUGCGCCUGGAAUUGUCCAACAUCCACCAGAAGAAGGUCUGUGAGGAGCGGAGAGCGCAGGUCGCCUUCAACGAGGAGAGGCGGCAGCAGAAGCUGGCGGAGGAGCAGAUGUUCGCGCGGCUCUGGGAGCAGGACCGCGCGGCCAAGGAGCAGCGCGAAGCCCGGGACGCGCAGCGUCGGCGCGAGGCGGUGGAGGAAACGCGCCUGCGCCUGGUCGCGCAGAUCGCGGCUGCGCAUGCGCGGCGGCUGGAGGCCCUGCGGCUCAAGGAGGAGGAGGGCCGCCUGCUGGAAAAUGAUACCGCACAGAUCAAACUUGAGAAUGAACAAGAGAGGCUAAAGAAGCAGAAAGCAAAGCAGGACAUCAGGACCUGUCUGCAGAGCGCCCUCCACGAGAAGAUGGAGCACAUGCAGCAGGAACACAGAGAGGAACAGGACUUGAACAUGAAGCUCGUGCAAAGGGCCCUUCACGACUUAGAGGCAGAGGCUGAGAAAAAGAAGCAAAAGAGGGAAGAUAUGAGAAGAGAACAGAAGAUAUAUACAGAAUAUAUAGCACAGAGACGCAAGGAGGAGAAAGUCCAGGAGAACGAGCUGGACAGAGUAUUAGAGAAAGAGAAACAGAAGAAGUCGGCUGAGAAGGACGAGCAGCUGAAACUUGAAAAGGAAGCAAGAAAAAAACUCGUGGAUGAGGUCAUGUGUACAAGAAAACUCCAAGUUCAAGAAAAGUUGCAGCGAAAAGCAAAAGAGGAGGAAGAACGUGUGAUGGAAGAGCAACGCAUAAAUGAAGGCCUUAAAGAACUGAACCGUGAAGACAGAGAGAAUUUCACAAGGCGCCGCUGUUUAGCCCAGGAGUAUCGGGAACAACUGCAGAUGCAGCUGGCCUUCCAGCGGCAGGCGAAGGAAGUCGAGAGAGAGGAGCUGCGCCGGGAGUUCGAAGCCGGAGUAGCCGCCAACAAGGCCUGCCAGGACCGGAUCCAGGAGCUGCUGACCAACCACACGGUGCUGGCCAGAAACGUCCACCCCAUGAGGAAAGAAUGCACCACCAGGCUUCUCCCACCCUAG
Messenger RNA from Elephantulus edwardii (Cape elephant shrew), 1548 nucleotides. It is a transcript of the gene CFAP53, whose product is annotated as coiled-coil domain containing 11. The record is from RefSeq and is a predicted model, not a curated record. The coding region runs from base 1 to 1548 and encodes 515 amino acids. The transcript has 8 exons. Lineage: Eukaryota; Metazoa; Chordata; Mammalia; Macroscelidea; Macroscelididae.